Messenger RNA from Mya arenaria, 13158 nucleotides. RefSeq lists its product as uncharacterized. The transcript has 9 exons. Bases 307 to 6765 code for a protein of 2152 amino acids. NCBI's taxonomy places the organism in Eukaryota, Metazoa, Mollusca, Bivalvia, Myida, Myidae. The record is from RefSeq and is a predicted model, not a curated record.
CUGUUAUUUAUGAGACACCCAGAAGAAAAACUUUUAAUCAUGCACAUAAAACGUUUUAUAAACAGCUUUAUUUCGGUCUGAAAUGUCAUUGUUGAUUUUCUCCAAAUCAAAGAAGUUAUGGUUUAAGGGCAGAGACAGAGACAAGUGACAUGACGUUAUUGGAAAACAACUCGACUCAACUACAGAAGAACAAUGUUUUUAAAACAGAAAUGGAAUAACGUUAUGCAUCGUAUUCUUUGAGCCCGCUCCACUUGGAAGCAUGAAAUAUGACAGGCUUCUGAGAAGUUGAAAAUGAUUGGUUGAAACAUGGCAUUUAUACAGAACAAGGCGAUAUUUUUUGGUUUCCUGGCCUCCAUGUUAGCCAUGGCGAUGGACUGGUUCCUGGAGGGAAAGCUUUCAGUUUACCACGCUUUGUUGGUGUGUACAGCAUGCAUGUGUAUCGCGGCACUGGCUAGUUUUGUACUCGGACGAUCAAAGAAGGUGCCAAAAAUAAAUUUUGACAGCCCGGAAUCCAGAAACUGGCUCAAGCAAUGGAAGGCGGUCUUUAUCACGAGGAGAGCUCUUUUACCAUUUGUCAAGUUAGAAGCUAAACGUGUGCACAGUGUCAUUCUCCAGAAAGCAUCGAAUAUACAGACGUGUUUAUUCGACCAUGGUCCUGUUCAUAACAACUCGUCAAUGCAGUGUAAUUUUCAUAAAACACUUCGAGAUGAAAUAUUGGCCCAACAUGAAAAAAAGAAACCUUCCUGGAAAAACUCUUCUACGGACACAUGGCAAGACUCUCCGUUUGCUGUCGCCAAGUUAUUCAUGCAGUCACCAGGGUAUGAUGACAAAUCUUCGUUUGAUGAAAUUGACUUCAACGGACUGGCAGUCUAUAUGUUUAACUGCAAGGAAUUCACUCAACAACCCUCGCAAACCUUGAAAACACUAUCUGAUAAGGCUCGGGAGAACGUAAACAAAAUCCGGCAUAUGCCAGACGUUUGUUCAAGUGCCCUGACAGACCAAGCCACCACUGAGUUUAUAGACAGCAUGAUUGCGGUGCUAAACGACCCGUAUAUCCAGGGAAAACCAGAGAUGAUAAAAGCAAGGAAACGGCUUGAUGAGUUAAAGCUCCAAACUCAAGAUCCCAACUUGGACUUGCUGAAAUAUAUCAUCGAGGAUUCUGCAAUCAGAAGCGUUCAAACAAUUACGGAAUUGGCUUCCGCUCAAGAAGGUGAAUGGAGCGAACAAGCAAAUAAGAUAAAAGAUGACAUUGAGAAACUCGGCGGUAUUGUAAUUUCCAAUUUAGGAAAAGAAGGAGAAAGCGCCAUUAACGAUAUAAAGAACACUUUAGGAAAUGCUCUUGCAAACGUGGAUGAUUGCAUAGACAAAGCAAAGAAAAUUAUUAUUGAGGCAGCUUCAGAAGAAAAACAGAAAUUCAAGAAAACAUGUGAGAGCGAAACAAAAAAAAUAAUCAAAACAUUAGCAGAUGAGCAAAAUAAACUCAAGACUGAAGAGAAGGAACAAAGGGACUCCGCAAAAGCAAAGUCAGAUUUACAGAAACAGUUGAUCAACCAUUACCAAGCUACUUCCGUCAGAAUAAACCUCCGAUUGGACAUCGAUGCAGCUGUCGAAGACAUUUAUGAACAACCGAAGCUUAUAUUGAAAGAUAAAGAUGGUAAUAUAACAGAUGACAAGAUAUCAGAAAUAAAUCAGAUGUUUCUGAGCGACAAUGGAACGAUGGUAAAAACAAUAUUCGUGGAGGGCGAACCUGGCUCUGGUAAAACCUCACUAUGUAAAAGGAUUGUUCAUGGUUGGUGCAAACUUAAACAAGACGGAAAUGAGGAGAAAAAAGAAGAGUACCCACUUAGCCAGUUUGAGUUCUUAUUUUACGUAAGGCUUCGAGACGUUGAAGAUCAGUGCAAAAUCAAAGAAAUUAUAUUUCGGUGUCUGAUUGAACAGAUUCACUCAGUUGAUGAAGAAUCAAAAGAAUUGUUAUCAGAUAUUUUGAGAUUCGAACAUUGUCUUAUAUUGCUUGAUGGUUUAGACGAGUUCGAACAUUGUAGCAGAUGUAAGCGUGUUGAUCGAAUUCCUCAUAUUGAAUCAAGUUGGAUCAACUGUACAACAGUCAUAACAACACGACCGUACAAACUAGCUGAGUUGAAAUUAACCCGUUCGCAGAUUGGCAAACACGUGGAGCUGCAGGGUGUUCAGUCACCAGAGGAACUUGUUCUGAAAAUAACAAAGGAGUUGGAGAAAUAUCAAGUAGAAAAACGUCCAGAUAACUGUGUUCAAGAACUGAAAAACAAAGGUCUGUGGCGUUUCAGAGGUAAUAUUAUGGUGCUAGUUCACAUUGUGUGGCUCUGGUUUAGAAACAGACUAAUGGAAGAAAUGCCUCUGUUUGUCGUUUUGGGGGAAAUAAUACAAGAACGUUGGUAUGAAAUGUGCGAGAAGAAAAACAUAGAUGCCAACGAACUUCCCGACGAGUUUCUAUCUUCGGUGAGUGAAUUGGCUUUCAGCACGUUCUUUUCCUAUAGUGAGGACGAUUCCAAUGUUUUCGGAAUUAAUUGGGGCCAGUUAAAGAAAUUGAAUAAGUACAAACAGGCGUUUCUUGAAACUGGCAUCAUAUCUUGCAGCCAGAGAACAGGGAGUAGACUAGUCUCUUAUCAAUUCUUGUUCAAAACGCUUCAAGAAUACUUGGCAGCAUUGUAUUUAGCGAAAUACACAUCAGAUUUAUCCAAUGACCUACAACACAUUCAGAAAGUGUACAUAGAUAGCAGGAGAGAAAGUGUGCUUAGCUUAGGUCAGAUGUUUCUUUUCUUAUGCGGCCUGAGUAUAACUUCUGCUAACGAGUUUUCAAAUACAUUGAAUGAUCUAUUUACUGCAUCCUGUGAAAGAGAUGGUUAUUCUCCUCGUCACGUAGGAGCAUUUCAAAAUAUGAUACAUCACGGCUACGUGGAGGCAGAGAAAAGCGGAGAAACCGGAAUGACCUUAUGUCUGCAGCAUAUCGUCCUCGAUGAAGUUCCAGUUAUAAAACAUUCACUGUUGAAACAAUGCUUGGAUGAAAGAAAAUCCACUAUUGUAUCAUUAAGUAUACGAAAGAAAAGCGAUUUAUGUUCUUACCUUCAAUACAAGGACGAUCCAACCGUAUUAGAUUUAGGGGCUUGCAAGAAUCUAAAAUUUGUUGCAUUUGAAAAUAUUUCAUAUAACGAUAUCUUUAAACCGAAUUGGAAUGGAUUAUUAGAAUGCAAAAUAGAAUUCAGUGAAUACAAACCAGCAAAUAAACUUGUAUCUUCAUUUCUGUCCUCAGAUUUAACAUGCUUAAAAACACUCAAAUUGGACAAGAUUGGUUGGGAAUGCAAAGCUGAGGAAAUUGUCUCAAAAAUUAAAAAUAUAAAAGAACUAGACCUCCAAUGGAACGAAGAGAGUCCAUUAAAUGAUUCACAAUUCGACCUAGGACAUCUCGAACACCUACACCAACUCUCCUUAUGGAACUUUGCUUUCUCUGACGUUAUCAAUCUACGGUCCCCCAAUUUCAACAAGUUAACUGUCAAAUUCAGAUCCCCACAAAGAGCACCACAUUUGAUGGCGGCAUUGCUAGCACCAAGCGACGGUACAAAUUUGGAUAGGCCACUUUCUUUCUUAACUGAUGUUCACUUGCGAAACAUACUUAUGUCAGCAGGUAAGUUUAGACGUCUCGUUUGGAUGGUGAUACAGUCUGGACAUUAUGUGGAUUGUGUGGUAGACCUGUGUACAAUAGAGCCUGAAGAGGACUUGAGACAACUAGAGGUGGAAAAAGAGCCCAAUCGGCAGAUGGUGGCUCCACAGCCCGCCUCAACUGACGGCACACCACAAAUUACAUUAAAUAUGAUGUCCAUGUCAGCAGGAGAAUUCAGACAUCUCGUUUGGAUGGUGAUACAUGCGAAACAUUCUGUGAAUUUGGUGAUAGACGAGUGUACAAUAGAGCCUGAAAUGGAAGUGAUACAUCUGGAGGUGGAUAAUGAGAACCAGUCCGCUCUUAAGAUGAUGGCUCUUCAGGCCGCCCAAACUGAAUACAACACACACAUAACAUUAUAUAAAAUUACCAUCUCAGCAGUAGAAUUUCGACAUCUCGUUCGGAUGGUGAUACAGCCGGGACAUUCUGUGAACUGUGAGUUAGACCACUGUACAAUAAAGCUUGGAGAGGAAGUGAAACAUCUGGAAGUGGAGAAUGAGAACCAACCUGCUCUCCAGAUGGUGGCCUUUCAGAACGCAUCAACUGACUAUACAACACACAUUACUUUAAAUCAAAUAAGCAUGGCAGCAGUAGAGUUCAGACAUGUCGUUUGGAUGGUGAAACAUGCGGGACAUUCUGUGGAAUGUGUGUUAGACAAUUGUACAAUAGAGACUGAAGUGGACGUGAGACAACAAAGGGUGGAAAAUGAGCCCGCUCGGCAGAUGGUGGCUCCACAGCCCUCCUCAACUAACUAUUUAACAUACAUUAAAAUAAAUGAGGGGACCAUGUCAGCAGAAACGUUCAGAAAUCUUAUAAUGGUGAUACAGUCGGGAUAUUCUGUGAACUGUAUGUUUAGCAAAUGCACAAUACGUCCUUGGGAGAAUGUGAGGCGUCUUCAGUUGCAGAUGGAGAACCCGCCCGCUUUCCAGAUGGCGACUCCACAACCCGUUUCACCUGGCUAUACAAAACGCAUUAUUGCGUUACAUUCCGUAACCAUGUCAGCAAGGGUGUUUAGACAUCUCGUUAGUAUGGUAAUACACUGGAAACAGUCUGUGGACUUAAAUUUAAGUUACUGUACAAUAGAGCCUGAGGGGAAUGUGAGUCAGCAUCAGGCGGCGCUUGAAAAGCUUGAGAAUCUUCUCGCUGUCAAGAUGGGGGCUGCACAGCCCGUCUCAACUGACUAUACAACACGCAUUAUAUUUGAAAGCAUAUCUAUAUCACCAGGGGUAUUUGGGCGACUCGUAACUUUGAUGAUGAAUUCAGGACAUUCUGUGAAAUGUAAUAUAAACGAUUGUAUGAUAACAAAGCACUCGGAGAAUGAGAUGCAGCUUCAGGGGCAGAUGGAGAAUCAACCCGAACUGCAUAUGGUAGAUCAACAGCCUGACGUUACUGACUAUGCAAAACACAUUGCAUUAAAUGAAGUGCGUAUGCAAUCAGAAACGUUCCGUUAUUUCUUAAGUUUAGUGAUAAAAUCGCAUUAUUUGAUAGAAUGUGAGUCAAUUCUUGACCAAUCCCUUCAGUUUAAACAGCUGAUGGUUGACAUUCGGAACCGACCUGCUGUUGAGAUGGUGGCUCCACAGCCAGCCAUAACUGAUUAUACAACACACAUUACAAUGAAUAAGGGGACCAUUGGAGCGGAAUUGUUCAGAUUGCUCGUUACUAUGGUGAUACAGACGCAAUGUGAUGUGGACUGUAAGUUAGACAGCUUUACAAUAGAGAGUGGUUUAAACCCAAGAAUGCUGCAAAAGCAGCCCGAUCAUCAGACGGUGGCUCAACAAUCUUUAUCACCCAACUUUACAAAACACAUACAAUUAACGCUCGUGACAAUGUCAAAUGGAGUGUUUCGACGCCUCGUUGGCUUGGUAAAACAGUCGGGAUAUUCUGUGAACUGUAGGUUUAACCGAUGUAUAAUAGAGCGUGAUGAAGAGGAAGAGGAAGUUAUGAAGCUGUUGAAGAAGAUGGAGAGCCAGCCCGCUCUCGAGAUGGUCGCUCAUCAUCCCGCCUCAACUUACCUUACAACAGACAUUUCACUAGAUGGCAUGUCUAUAUCAUUAGGAGAACUCAGAAGGCUCGUUAAUUUGUUGAUUCAGUCGGGACAAUCCGUGGACUUGAAAUUAGAGAGCUGUUCAAUUUAUUCUGAGGCGAAGCAGCAGCUGGAGGAGAUUGAGAACCAGCCUGUUUUCCAAAGUGUUGUACAACCCGCCUUAUUUGACCAUACAACACACAUAACAUUUAAGUUCGUGACCAUGUCAGCAAGAGUGUUCAGCCCUCUCGUCAGUAUGGUGAUCCAGUCGCAACAUUCUGUGGACUUUAAGUUAGAGUAUUGUACAAUAGGGCCUGAGUCGGACACGAAAGAGCUGGAAGUGCAGAUUGAGAAUCAGUCCGCUUUCAAGAUGAUGAAUCCACUGCCCGCAUCACCUGGCCAUACUGCAAAAAUUACAUUAAAGCUCGUGACCAUUUCGACAAAAGUUUUCACACGUCUUGUGAGGAUGGUUAUUAAGUCAGGACAUUCUGUGAACUGUAAGCUAGACUUUUGUACCAUUGGGCCUGAUCAGGCCCUCGAACUGCUGCAGGUGGAGAGUGAGAACCAGACCGUUAUCCAGAUGCUAGCUCCACAGUCCGCCUCAACUGACUAUACAACACACAUUGCAUUAGAUAGCAUGUCAUUGUCAGCAGAAGCAUUCGUACUUCUCUUUACUAUGGUGAUUCAUUCGGGACAUGUUGUGAACUGUGAACUACGGAGCUGUGUUAUUCUUCCCGAGAAGGAAGUGAGUCCGCUGCAGGAGGAGAUGGACACCCAACCCGCUCCACAUCCCGCAUCCACAUUAUUUACAACACACAUAACAAUACAUGAGGGGACAUUGUCAGCAAGAACUUUCACACGUCUCGUUACUAUAUUGAAACAGUCGCAACAUUCUGUAGACUGUGAGUUACAGAAAUGUACAAUCGAGCCUCUGGAGGAUGUGAAGCAGCUAGGGAAAAAGAUGGCAAAGCAGUCCAAUCCCAAAGUUACGGAGUUCUCUAAGCCUACGAAUGAUCACAGAUGGUGCAUUAAGUUCAACAUACAGGUUUAAAGGAACCGACACGUGGGAUAUGGCCGAGGUGACACCUUAUCAGAAAAUAUAAACUACCUUAAGAACUUCGCAUGGAAGAUUUAUGAAGAAAUUAAUUUUGAACAAUGGUCUUCUUCACAAAUGGGGGGUUAUAACAACAAGUAUAAGAACUGGUGUUGCAUUUACAUCCAAGGAACUUUGCUCGUGCAUUUACAUCCAAGGAACUUUGCUCGACAAAAGUUCAUUGUCGACGGUUUGGCCGCAUGUGAUAAGAUAAAUUGGCUGACACGUGAUUUGUGAGUUCCUUAUAGGUAUGUACAAGUUCAUCAUCAGAAGGACGUUGCUGCUAUCAAAUAGACGGACUUAAGAGUGUCCAGUUGCUGACUUAUGACAAAAAUGUUCAUGGAAUUGUUUACAAUUUUAGCUUUUCACGGUGAUCAUGCUGAUUCUAAAGUUGACUGUUUCUAUAGAAAAAGUUUCAUGUUGUCUGUAUAUAAUGGGCACAUUUUAGUGAUUUCAGAGUACAAUAUUACUGUAAAUGAAGUUUGAUAUUUUUGUAUAAACCUGACAGUGUAUAGUGAUUUCAGAAUACAUUAAUACUGUAAAUGAAGUUUGAUAUGUUUGUAUAAACCUGGCAGGUAAUAGUGAUUUCAAAAUACAUUAAUACUGUAAAUGAAGUUUGAUAUGUGUGUAUAAACCUGGCAGGUUAUAGUGAUUUCAGAAUGCAUUAAUAAUGUAAAUAUAUUUUCAUUUAUUUGUAUAUACCUUGCGGUUAGAGCGAUUUAAGAGUACAGUUUAACUGUAAAGAAAUUUGUUUACAUGCAUUUGCAUGUUGUGAUGGUAAAAGUGAUUAUAGAGGCGGACAUUGAACAAAAAUUGUAAUGUAUUAAAAACGGUGGUAACAAUUAAUCAUGAUAAAAAAUCAUCAACAAUUCAAAUUUAAGUUUUUUGUUAAUAUUUACUUAAUGUGCUCAUUUGAUUAAUUUCGGCAUGAAUUUACACAAUUCUACAAAGCAAGUAAUAUAACAGCAUUUCAACAAAGAUUAACAAUCUUUUGUUAGCAUCAAAUCUGUGAGUGAAUCCCUUUAAAGUUAUUAUUUCUGUUCAAAUAACUGUAUUUAUGUGUAAGUUUUUCUAAACUGAUCGUUAUAGUUGUUUCAGAAUACAUUCAACUACUGUAAAUAGAGUUUAAUUUGUUUAAUAUGUUAUAUAUGUGCAUUAUAGCGAUUUGUCUGGUAGUUUAGCGUUUGAUUUCUGUACCAUUUAGUUACUGCUAUAAUACUUUUAUUAUACCCCCAACAAACGAAAUUUGAAGGGGGUAUAUUGGAGUCACCCUGUCGUCCGGCGGUCGGUCCGUCGGUUUGUCGGUCGGUCCGUUGCAAUUUACCUUGUCCGGAGCAUAACUUAAAAACAACUGGAUGGAAUUGAAUUAAACUUCAUACAAUGGUAGAGCAUAAUGAGUGGAAGUGCAGUGUACAAUAACCAUAACUCUAUUCUUGCCUAUUACUGAGUUAUUGCCCUUUGUUACUUUUUUUAUCCGGAGUAUAACUUGAAAAGUACUGGAUGGAAUUGAUUGGAACUUCAUACAAUGGUAAAGCACAAUGAGAGGAAGUGCAGUGUUCAAGAACCAUAACUCUACUUUAGCUAAUUACUGAGUGAUUGCCCUUUAUUGUUGUUUUUUGCUGUCUUUUUUUCCAGACAUUAACUUGCAAACUACUAGAUGGAAUUUAUUAAAACUUAAUACAAUGGUAAAGCACAAUGAGAGGAAGUGCAGUGCACAAGAACCAUAACUAUAUUUCAGCUAAUUACAGAGUAACUGCACUUUGUUACUUUUUUCUUGUCCGAAGCAUAACUUGAAAACUACUGGAUGGAAUUUAAUAAAACUUCAUACAGUGAUAGAUCAUAAUGAGAGGGAGUGCAGUGUAUAGGAACCGCAAUUCUAUUUCAGCUAAUUACAGAGUUACUGGCCUUUGUUACUUUUUCUUGUCCGGAGCAUAACUUGAAAACUAUUGGAUGGAAUUUCAUAAAACUUCAUACAGUGAUAGAUCAUAAUAAGAGGAAGUGCAGUGUACAAGAACUGCAAUUCUAUUUCAGCCAAUAACAGACUUACUGGCCUUUGAUACUUUUUCUUGUCCGCAGCAUAACUUGAAAACUACCAGAUGGAAUGUUAUAAAACGUUAUACAAUGGUACAGCACAAUGAGAAGGAGUUCAGUGUACAUGAAUCAUUACAUUAUUUUAGCAAAUUACAGAGUUAUUGCCUUUUUCUGUGUGUUUUUUUUUUUGUCAAACUUUUGUCCGCACAGUAACUUGAAAACUACUAGAUGGAAUUUCAUAAAACUUCAUACAAUGAUAAAUCAUAAUGAGAGGCGGCGUUCGGUGGUAUUAAUCACCUUCAGUGAUAGCUCUAGUUUUUCUUCAAUUAUGCCGAUUCUGGGGUUCAUCGUCAUUGCAAAAGAGAUUAUUUGGUGUUGAGAUUUGUACAUUUUUAAGAGGGAAUAACGUUAAAAGUUAUUAAUGUCUUCCAUUCAUUUUGGCGAAUAAUUUAAUAAACCUUACAAACGGCUAGCAUAAUCGCGCAGUAAUCCAUUUACCGUUUCAUGUUGUGUUAUUUUCAUGCAUUGACUGUACACGGGUUGUCUGUAGCCUUAUCUGUAUACACGUUCUAUAAUUAUAGAUAUCGAGUAACGCCUGGUUUAACAAAACUGUUAAAUUACAUGGAUUUGAUAAUGCAUGAUAAAAAAUAUUUAACCUGUUAAUAAGGCACAGACAAUAUUUCGGCUAUAAUGGACGCGAAUUCAAUAUUUUGAAACAGAAACUAGUGUAUAUAAAGUUACAUGCAUCCUGUUACACAACUUACAUUUUUCACUGAUAACUUCCUUUAUUUAACACUAUUUACUUACUUUAAUCUACAGGAAUUACCUACUCAAAUUUACACUAAUGACUUACAACAUUUUACCCUAAUGAAUAACUACAUUUGCAUUAAUGUCUUGUGUUUAAAGUGUUGGAGUUUGCUUUGCUUUGUAGAUACACACAUUUUGAUGCAUUUUAACAUUUAUUUUGUUGUAUAUCAUUUCAUUACUUCUCGUCACGAAAAUGUAAAAUAUAGGGAAAUCAUGAUUAAGUUCAAUGAGCCUAACGAAUUAUCAAAUUUUAAAUCUUAUUGUAUCACAACAUUCUCAUAGGCACUUUUAUUUGUAUAUAUUUUAUAGUUUGUAUAGUUUUCCCUUUUCUGAUGGUAGUUUACAAUUUGUGUUAAUGCAAUUUGUACAUGUCUAUAUCCUGUACUAGUUUGCACAUGUUGUAUUCUGAUUUUCAUGUUCAAAGGUGUUUGACAUGCAGUAGACCCGAGGUGUUAUUUAUAUUAAAAGAAUGUAUUGCAGGAGUGAUGUCAUUAUCGGGGAAUGUAUGCAGUUGGGCUGGUUAUAUGUACACGUGGACUCAACACACUUUAACCAGCCCAACAGCGUUCAUAUCCCCAAUAAUGACAUUAAUGGCGCAAUUUAUUACACCUUUAGUUAAAUAUUUCAUUCAAUAAUUGUUAAAAAACACUUCAUUUUAUUUAAGAACACCAAACAGUAAGUCUUUCUCACCCAUUCUGUAUAUAGAAUGACCAAACCGUAACCUAAAAAAGUUGAUCUUUUUUUAAAUACGUCACAAUAACGCAGAAAAAUAUACUCACUUCAAAUCACUUUUAAACGUAAAAUUGAAACGCUAAUGACAGCAAUACAAUUAACAUAUCAUAAAUUUACACUUUCUAAAUUGUUGAUUUAAGUUGUUCGUCGCCUGUUGGCACAAUAUAAACAAUAACAUGAUAAACUCUUUUCAGUUUACAUGCAUUUAAAUGGGAUUAUUCGCGGUCCGAAUAUAUCCGAAAAUGUUGCGUUAAUCAAAAAAUAUUCGCACUGGGCAAAGGCAUAAUACAUAUAUGAAUUAGUCAAACAUAUGUAAUUAGAAUGGGUAAAGAUUGACUUCGUGCAUGUGACUUUCUGAUAAAUUGUUUGAAUAUUACAUACAUAGGACAAAAUUUAAACCUGCUUUUUUCUAUAUUACGGUAAAAAAAUAAAAAUAAAAGAAUGAUUGCAAAAUCAUAUUACUUUAAUUGUAUAUUUUUUUAGGAAAAAAAAAGUUUUCUUCAUGUAGAAACUUGAAUUGUUAUGGUUCAAGUUGUAAAAGUUGAGGAGCAUUUUUGUUUAUACAUUUAUAUGGAAUAAAAUUGAUUAACAUCUAUAUAACAUGUAGUUAGUGUUAACAUACAGUUUAGACCGCAUGGUUUGUAUCAAUGGUUACCUAGAAGGCUUGUCCCUGUAGUUUCCAUUGUAUUAUUGUUAGUGUUGCAUUAUGCGCACACUUUGUCUUUAUCCCUACAAUUGUUGAACAUGCAUUGAACUUAAUUAUGUAAAUGUCAUGUAUUAAUGUUUUUAUUUACUGUUCAACACGGUUUGGACAGAGCAGUUUAAAUCAGUCAGUCAUCGUCUGUCUAUGCAAAAACAUUAAAAAAAUAAUAAAUAGUGGUAAACGAUCAUUUGAUACAGUUAUCUUAAAUUAUUAAGAGUUAUACUAUGAUUUAUAUAAUGAAGGCUUAAUAAUCGAAGGUACGAACGCACUGAACAGUUAAGUGUCGCUUAAUAUCUUUCAUUAAUAUGCACAAGAAGAGAGCAAUACUUUUCUUGGAGUUAAAUAUUAUCGCCGUAGUAAAUGUGUUAUGUACUUUGAAUUUGUUAAACUGACAAAUGUUGUAAAUGUAUACGAUUUGAUUACAAUCAAAACUAGGAGUUAUAUAUGUUAAAAGGUAUUUUAACAUAUCAUUAUUAUGUUGUUUUAUUGAUUAAGUAUGUAUAUUGUAUUAUCCUCUAAAUAGUAUACUUACGAUAAUACUUGUUUGUAAUAGUCGUGGAAGAGAAAACAAUAUUGUAUAUUGUGAAAUAUGUAUGGAUGUGAAGGAAUGCAGAGAAAUAGUAAUACAAGUUGUCAAUACUGAAGACUGUUGAAAAGUAUAAGUGUGAUUAAAGGCGGUAUGAUAUCGAUAGCAGAUAAAUGUUUAAGAUCAAUUAAGGCAGUUUGUUACAUAUGCCUUAGUAUGGCAUUAAGUGACACUUAUUUUAAUGAUUGUUAACUAUGAAUGUUUGUGAUGGCAGAGACUUCUAUCUUAAAGUUUGUUAACUAUAAGUUAGUUUGAUGGCAAAGAAAUUGUUCAUUAUAAGUAAAUGUUAUGGCAUGGAGGUUUAUCUUAAAGUUUGUUAACUAUGAAUGAGUGUGAUGGCAGGGAGACUUAUCUCGAAGUUUGUUAACUAUGAAUGAGUGUGAUGGCAGGGAGACUUAUCCCAAAGUUUGUUAACUAUGAAUGAGUGUGAUGGCAGAGAGACUUAUCUCAAAGUUUGUUAACUAUGAAUGAGUGUGAUGGCAGUGUGAUUUAUCUCAAAGUUUGUUAACUAUGAAUGAGUAUGAUGGCAUGCAGACUUAUCUCAAAGUUUGUUAACUAUGAAUGAGUGUGAUGGUAGGGGGAUUCAUCUUAAAGUUUGUUAGCUAUGAAUGAAUGUAAUGGCAGGGAGAUUUAUAUUCAAGAGUGUUUAUUAACUGUGAAUUAGUUUGAUGGCAAAUGCAUUAAUCUUAAAUUUUGUUUUCUAUGAAUUAGUGUGAUUGCAGAGUCAUUUCUCUUAAAGUGUGUUGAAUAUGAAUGGGUGUGAUGGCAAAUAUAUAAUUUCUGAAAAGCUUGUUAAUUAUGAAUAAGUGUAAUGGCAAGGAUAUUAAUCUUAAAAUCUGCUAACUAUAAACUAGUGUGAUGAAAGGAAAAUUAAUCGGGUGGGCGAUUUAGAUCCAUCGUCGCUGACUUGUUUUUAAACUGGCGCUUUAAAAAGCGGUUAUUGUCUUUUCAACGCGUCUAUGCAUUUCAAUGAGAUUGUUUCUAAGUUUGUAUAAGAAGGUUGAAAUGAAGUUAAAAAAAAAAUGUCCAAUUAUAAUGUUGUCGAGAAUAAGCUUUAUUUAAUAACCGACAACCUCGUGUCAAUCAUUCAUUGUACAAUGGUAUUUGUAUGUAAGCUAAUUUGAUCGCAUCCUUAGAGCUAAACAUGUAAAACUAUCGUUUGCAAAGUAGUGUUGUUCUUAUACCAGCCUGGUAAUGUAAUGUUUUCCUACAAUCUUAAUACCUAACGCUAGAAGUUCAACACAAUCCACCUUCUUAUACGUACCAGAUCCGCCAUAGCAUUGUAAUUGUUGUAUUCUGUUAAUGAUACAAUAUUAUUGAAUGUAUCAGAUACAUUUUUUCAUUACCAAAUGAAGUAAGAAUGAAAUUAAAAGAAUGAAUGUUUUCAAUUGCUUGUUUAAUAUUUUGGUAUUGACUUUCGUCAUAAUUACUGUUUAUCAUGUAUAUUUUAUUAAAUGUACAUGUAUACAUGAUUUUACCAAAUUAUGUUAGA